Molecule: messenger RNA, 3039 nt
Organism: Mirounga angustirostris (Northern elephant seal)
Lineage: Eukaryota; Metazoa; Chordata; Mammalia; Carnivora; Phocidae
Gene: RRP1
Product: ribosomal RNA processing 1
Exons: 13
Coding region: 1406-2734 (442 amino acids)
Biological process (GO): rRNA processing
Cellular component (GO): preribosome, small subunit precursor; nucleus
Source: RefSeq, a predicted model, not a curated record
ACCAGGAGAAGCUUCUGGAAGCUUCCUCCUUGACUCACUCAGCAAGGCUUUUCCCUGUGCUGAUUUUGCUUUGUAUCCUUUUGCCUUAAUAAAUCAUAGUCAUGAGUCCUCCUAGCAGAUCAGGGAACCUGGGGGUAGUCAUGGGUUUCCUGGACACAUAGCCCUUUAUAGAAAAAUUCUGCUGAACCUCAUUCUACAUAAACACCAUCACACCCUAGAAAAGAAACAAUUAUCCUGUACCAUAAUCUGCACAGAGUCUGUAUGAAAACUUUCUCAAUUAUUUCCAAAAUGACUUCUUAGCUUUUUCUUUAAACCAGAGUCCAGUCAAGAUUUUAUGUUGCAUUCCCUCCUCUUACAUCUAUUCAUCCAUUCAGUCCUUGCUUAGGACAUUAACUUUGUGAAGACGUCAGAACAGCUGUCUUGCAAACUGUCCCAGACCUGAGUUCGUGGUUUUCUCAUGCACUGUGGGCAGCCUUCCUCCACAUCCUGAAAGCAGGGGUGCAGACCGAGGCUGGGCGAGCUUGAGGCUCAUCUGCCCCACAAGUGACCCUGGUGUCAGCCAGCGCUCUUGCUCCAAUAGACGCCAACUGUUGCUCCUUAUCGCACUUUCUUGAGACAUUGACGACGUCCAGCCCAGACGGCAGCAGGAUGCCUAGAAGCCCCCUUGCCACACAUCCCCUCCCCGCCCACGAUCAGGGCUGAGCACACACCGAACCCCACGCUUGGUCACGCACUCUCCGCCUGCUCUCUGGCCUGCACCCCGACCCUCUCUCUAGACAGCUCUCGGUGUCCGUCUUGCCGGCGGUGGAGAGGUCCGUGGUUGGGGCUGCCGCCACCCAAACUAAACUCCUCCCUUUCUCCUUUCCAAUUAUCCGCUUCUCUCGGGAGGGGCUCAUCCGACUUGGUUCGGCUCCUCCUGGCCAGGCCGCCCGAGUCCCACAAGGGCUUCCGUCCCGUCCCCGAGUCAGCGGCUGUGACAGACCCCGGGGCACGUGGCGGGCCCCUCGGGGCGCGGCUGAAACCCGCCCGCGCCGCCGCUCUCCCUCGGUGACUUUCGCCGGAGUCAGUGGUCCACGGGGGCCGCACGGGGUCUUUCUCCAACCCCUCACCGGCCGGGGUGAACUACAGUCCCCUAGCAGGCGCACGCUUCGCGGCCUCUCUUUAAGCGGACCCUCGGCAGAACCAGGCGACUCGCCCACUACGGGGCCCGGCCGCUAAGCGGCGGCGCCCGCGGCCGGGAGCGGCGGUCGCGGCCCUGUGACGUCACGCGCAGCCCGAGGGAGCCCGGCGCGGCCCUGUGACGUCACGCGCAGCCCGAGGGAGCCCGGCGCGGCCGUGUGACGUCGCGCGCGCGCCGAGUGGAGAAGACGUGGUCGCGGAAGCCCGGGGGUCCGGGCCGUUCGCCAUGGUUCCGCGCGUGCCGCUCCCGCCGGAGAUCCAGCUGGCCCAGCGGCUGGCCGGAAACGAGCAGGUGACCCGGGACCGGGCGGUGAAGAAGCUCCGGAAGUACAUCGUGGCCAGGACCCAGCGGGCCGCAGGUGGCUUCACUCAUGACGAGCUGCUGAAGGUCUGGAAGGGACUGUUUUAUUGCAUGUGGAUGCAGGACAAGCCGCUCCUCCAGGAGGAACUAGGGAGGACCAUUUCCCAGCUCAUCCAUGCUUUCCAGACCACAGAGGCACAGCAUCUGUUCCUUCAGACAUUCUGGCAAACCAUGAACCGCGAGUGGACAGGCAUCGACAGACUGCGCCUGGAUAAGUUCUACAUGCUCAUGCGGAUGGUCCUGAAUGAGUCCUUGAAGGCCCUGAAGACGCAGGGGUGGCAAGAAAGGCACGUCGAGCAGCUGCUGGAGCUGCUGACGACGGAGAUCCUGCACCCUGACAGCCAGGCCCCCAGCGGGGUGAAGAGCCACUUCCUGGAGAUCUUCCUAGAGGAGCUGAGCAAAGUGGGCGCCGCUGAGCUGACGGCAGACCAGAACCUCAAGUUCAUCGAUCCCUUCUGCACGAUUGCUGCUCAGACCCAGGACUCCCUGGUUUUGCAUAACAUCACUCGGGGCAUCUUUGAGGCGAUCGUGGAACAGGCCCCGUUUGCCAUCGAAGACCUCAUGAAUGAGUUGGAUGCACAGGAGGAGGAGGAUGGCAUGUCGGAGGACGAUGAGCACGAGCAGGAUGUGCUGUCCAAGGAGCCAGGCUCCCCCCAUGGGGCUGCACGCGACAGGAGUGAGAAGCUGCCAGGAGAUGGUGAGGACAGCGUGGGCCCUGUCCUCCAGUUUGAUUACGAGGCCGUGGCCAGCAGACUGUUCGUGGUGGCCAGUCAGCAGGGCACCCCUUCCCAGAACCGGAAGCGCCUCUACAAAGUGAUUCGGAAGUUGCAGGACCUUGCUGAAGGCCUCUUCCCAGAGGAUGACGUGCCCGAAAAAGCCUACAGGAACCUGCAGGAAGAGGGGCAGGAGAGGAGGACAAAGAAGCGGCCCAAAUCCAGGUCACAGAAGCAGCCAGGGAAAGGCGGGAAGGAGGACUCACGGCCAGACCCGAGCUCCGGAUCCGAGAGGAGGAUGAGGCGGCGGCGGCGGCGGGGCUCGGGGACUGAGCCCACGGGGCCGCAGGAGCAGCUCGGGGGCCCAGGUGGGAGAGGGGCUCGAAAGAAGAGGCGGCGGCUUCGGGCGGGGGCCAGAGUGAAGGUGGCUGGUUGCCAGGAGCUACAGACCAAGCAGCGGCCGCUGCAGAGCCGGAAGUGACCGCAGCAGGCCCAGCACACGCAGGGGGGCGCUUUCCCUGUGGCUCCUCCGUUUUGCGCUGAGUGGCGUUGGGGCGCAGGACCGCAGGGCCCUGCUCCCGAGACUCUGGACACGGACACCUGCGGCUCCCUGACGUACUGUGUUGGCAGAGGGUCGGGCCCCUUGCUCGGUGUCCGUGCUUCAGAGCGUGGACGCCGUGCUGACCUUGGUCAGGCCAGGAAGUCCCCUGAGACCUAAAACUGCCUGGGGCCGGGGACUGGCCCCACAUGGGGGGUGUCCAUGAAUAAAAUGCUCUGCAGCUCUUA